Molecule: messenger RNA, 575 nt
Organism: Apis florea (little honeybee)
Lineage: Eukaryota; Metazoa; Arthropoda; Insecta; Hymenoptera; Apidae
Source: RefSeq, a predicted model, not a curated record
AUGGGUGCUAGUCCACAUUCUGGACAUUCACACAUGCGUCGUAUUCACAAUUUAGCGCGCUUCAUCGGUGAGAUCUAUAUAGCGAAAAUGAUUUCCCUAGCAAGAUUGAUGUCGAGCACCCACACUCGACGUUCUAAAAACAUUAUACGUCAGAGUUCGUUUUCGCGUUAUUCGUGGCGAACCGCAGUCGCAAUUAGAACGAAUUCGGCAUCGAAAGACGGGUUUAAUUCGGCGGAAUUAGGAGUGCGGAACCUGCUCUUCCCCGUUCGGGAAACUCCGGAAAUUUCAAGAGUUCGAGUCUGGACGUCUCGAAGGGGAGAACGGAAAAAAGAACCCAAAUGUGGAAGGAGGACCGGGUAUAGGGAUCGGGGUAUCGCCAACGUGGAUUUCAUUCAAGGAAGGAAUACAACGCUAGACCGCGAUGCUAUCUUGCAAAUUACUGUUACUAUGCGGCUCAUCGAUUAUUCCAACAUGAGCCGGUGGUUAUCACCAUCGACGAGAUUUCGCAAUAUUAUAUUUGGUGGAAUAUAUUUUUUGUGAUAAAAAUUAAAAAAAAAAAAAUAAAAAGAUUUCAA